Aureobasidium namibiae CBS 147.97 is the source of this 999-nucleotide messenger RNA. RefSeq lists its product as uncharacterized. The record is from RefSeq and is a predicted model, not a curated record. Gene Ontology annotation, molecular function: metalloendopeptidase activity. The transcript has 3 exons. NCBI's taxonomy places the organism in Eukaryota, Fungi, Ascomycota, Dothideomycetes, Dothideales, Saccotheciaceae. The coding region runs from base 1 to 999 and encodes 332 amino acids. Gene Ontology annotation, cellular component: endoplasmic reticulum membrane. Gene Ontology annotation, biological process: CAAX-box protein processing.
AUGGUUCCCACGAUACCAGUGUUCAGUCCUCACGUGGCAGGUGGCCUAACCGUCCUUUUCACCAUCAUCUACAUUGCUCCCUUCUAUUUUUCACCCACUCUUCGAAGCAACUCCAUCGCCAAUCGUAACACUCCUUCUGUGAUCGAGGCCCGCAUCCGCGCUGUAAUCUGGAGUUGUGUGGUCAGUAUAGUCAUCACUGUCUGUAUCCACCUUCUCAAGGGUCAUCUCACCGUUGGAGAAGUGCUUCACCUACUCGGCGUGUAUCCCGUGAACGUUAUCGAUACUGUCAAGUCUUUUCUGCUUGUAGCCAUCCUCUUCGCCGGUCCUCUGUCCGAGAGAGCAAUCGUCGAAGGAGAAUGGAGAAGCUGGGGAGGUGCCGCGAUCAAGGAAACGGUCUAUGACGACCUGAUAGGUUGGCGCAAUCUCGUCGUUGGCCCUGUAAGCGAAGAACUGGUGUUCAGAAGUCUUGCAAUCUCACUAUUCGUACUGGCCAAGGCAUCUGCACAGCGUAUAACGUUUACCUCGCCGUUGAUUUUUGGCGUGGCUCACGUACACCAUUUGCAUGAACACAUCAACUCUUCUCGCCGUCCUGGAGCAAGCUAUUUGGCUACCGCCUUGACCCCUUCCGUCAUAUUGCCUGGCCUGAUUCGCUCCAUCUUCCAGUUCCUGUACACCUCGCUGUUCGGAAUGAUCGCUGCCUUCAUCUACGUGCGUACAAGUUCUCUCGUAGCAUGUAUCCUUGCUCACAGUUUUUGCAAUUGGAUGGGUCUUCCCAGAUUCUGGGGCCGCGUUGGUGAGGAGGUUGGAGAGGAAAUGCUAGACCAGACACACGGCGCCGAUGGCAGUGUGGCUGACACCUUACAAAGUGGCACGCACGGUCAAAGACUGUCUGUUACUUGGACACUUGCAUACUACGUGGUACUCUUUGCAGGCGCGAUUGGGUUCUGGAAACUUCGGUGGUCAUUGACGAACAGUCAUCUGGCUUUGGCACAAUUCUAG